This is a messenger RNA of Hevea brasiliensis (rubber tree), 2548 nucleotides long. RefSeq lists its product as uncharacterized. The transcript is spliced from 11 exons. The record is from RefSeq and is a predicted model, not a curated record. Lineage: Eukaryota; Viridiplantae; Streptophyta; Magnoliopsida; Malpighiales; Euphorbiaceae. The coding region runs from base 16 to 1116 and encodes 366 amino acids.
AGUCAAGAGAGAGAAAUGGCAACUCUGAUCGCAGUGACAGAAGAUGAACAACGGCAACCCCUUCUCCUCCAUAGUACUUCACCUAAUAAUGGACAAGAACAAGAGACCACACCUUCCUCAUCAUCCAACGACGUAGAGGCGAUGCCAUCGCCGCCGCUGCGUAAUCAACGGCUUAUAUCUCUUGACGUCUUCCGCGGACUCACAGUCGAGCUCAUGAUUUUAGUUGAUGAUGCCGGAGGAGCUUUGCCUUCUAUUAAUCACUCCCCAUGGUUUGGCGUGACACUAGCAGAUUUCGUGAUGCCAUUUUUCCUCUUUGGUGUCGGUGUUUCUAUCGGUUUGGUAUUUAAGAAAAUAUCUAGCAAACCAUUGGCAACAAAGAAAGCCAUAUUGAGGACAAUGAAACUAUUUCUUCUGGGUUUGUUGUUGCAAGGUGGGUAUUUCCAUGGGCGUAACCAUUUAACAUAUGGGGUUGAUGUGGGCAAGAUACGUUGGCUGGGUGUACUACAGAGGAUAUCGAUUGGAUAUCUUUUCGCUUCAAUGUCAGAGAUCUGGCUUGUGGACCAUAUCAUGGUGGACUCACCUCUGGAUUUUGUGAAGAAAUACUAUGUUCAGUGGAUGUUUUCUUUGUUACUCUGUUCAUUGUAUUUGUGCUUGUUAUAUGGCCUUUAUAUUCCAAAUUGGGAAUUUGAAGCUCCAAGAAUGAAUCUGUUUGGUUAUGGAUCUGGUACUCAAAUUGUGAUUUGUGGACUGAGGGGAAGUCUUGAACCUCCUUGUAAUGCAGUUGGCCUGGUUGAUAGAUUCUUUCUUGGUGAACAUCAUCUAUAUCAGCGGCCAGUGUACAGAAGAACAAAGCAAUGUAGUGUUAACUCUCCUGACUAUGGACCUUUGCCACCAAAUUCACCUGCUUGGUGCCUUGCUCCAUUUGAUCCUGAGGGCAUCUUAAGUUCCUUGAUGGCUGCUGUCACAUGUUUUUUGGGGUUGCAUUUUGGGCAUAUACUUGUUCAUUUUAAGGACCACAAGCAGAGGGUGUUUUUGUGGUCGAUAUCUUCUUUUUCUUUGCUGAUCACUGGAUAUGUUUUGAAACUGCUUGGUAAUUGCAUGCAUUCCCUUUUCUAAACCACUUUAUACAUUGAGCUAUAUGUGCAUCACAGCAGGAGCAUCAGGCUUGCUUUUAACCAUUAUUUUUUAUGUAGUAAGUUUAUUGUUCUACUCUUAGCUUUAUAUAUAUGUGUGCCAAAACACGUAUAUGUUUUCGUUUGCACGUAAGGUUAUAUAUGGAGGUCAUCUUUCCACUUGCUAGAUUCCUAGUUUAUAAACAAAUACAACUUGAUACUAAAUUGGCUGAUAAUAUUCAUUUGUUGUGAGCUGUUUGAAGAGGGACAAUGAUCAUAUUGGUCGAAACCACUUAACUUGGGCCAUUUUAUAAUUUAAUAGGUUAAACGUAGUAGAGGCAGUUCAUUCUGAUUCACAGACUAAAUCAGCUCAAGCUUUAGCUGAGCUCAUUUACCAAUAUUUGGAUCAAAUUCAUGCAAAUUCAUUUCCUAGUGAUCAGUGAAGGAAUUUCAAUAUUUUUUAACUUUAAUCUUUUUAGAUAUGUUUAAUGAUUUACUAUAUAAAAAAUAGGUUGGCUUGAGUUUUCUGGUUGUAACUUGCUAGAACUAUUUUUCCACUUUAAUUUUUAUGGGAGUUGCUAAAUUUGAUUUCUGGAGGAGAGCAGAGGAACUGUCAUGGGCUCAUGGCUUUCUAGGUAGAGGUCAAUGUAAAUUUUUUGGUGUGAAAACUUUCUGCAAUCGUGCUUAGGAGAUGCUACUGUAAUGCUAAAUAGUCAUUUUAGUGGUUAUGAAUAUUAGAGAUUUUUUCUACUUUGCCUUGGAGGAGAUGUUUUAUGAGGUUGCGUAAUGAGUUAUCACUCCAGUUUUGGUGCUAGUUUAAUAAUAGAACAAAUUCUACCUUACAAAUUAGAGUAUUUACAAAACAAUAAGAAACAAGAUGCCAAGUGGUUAAGUGGGUUUGAUGAUUGACAUGAUUGAUAAGUCAACUAUGCCCGAUUCUUUACGUGCUGAAAACCCAGAAGUGAUUAAUCAUCUACUCUCUCUGGCUCUCCCCUUCAUGUGUUGUGUGGAUUUCUGAAAGGUAGACAAUGGACCUAAGGAAGGGAAGGACAGAAGGUUAAAGCAUAAAUAAUCCUCACUAAGAAUGAGAGUUGGAAAAUUUGGGCUGGGUAGUUAAAACAGCAACUUGAUAGCAUUUUGAUUAUCCGGUUGAAUGUUUUUCUGUUUAUGAAAAAAUGAUCCUAAUUAGGUUGCCUAUUAUCCUUUCCUACUGAAUUGUUUUGAAAGAAUAGGGGACUGAAAUUGUGGAUGCCUAGGGUAGACAGGUUGUCUUUCAUCCCAACCGUAUGUGUUGCAGGUUGAUGUCAAGCAUUUCAAAAAGCCCAUGGUGAUAUUUCAGUGGAUGGGGAUGAACGCGCUCAUUAUUUAUGCUUUGGCUGCCUGUGAACUUUUCCCAGCAGCCCUUCAAGGUUUUUAUUGGCAUUCACCUGAAAACA